Molecule: messenger RNA, 4778 nt
Organism: Drosophila grimshawi
Lineage: Eukaryota; Metazoa; Arthropoda; Insecta; Diptera; Drosophilidae
Gene: tn
Product: RING finger protein nhl-1
Exons: 12
Coding region: 411-4424 (1337 amino acids)
Biological process (GO): protein polyubiquitination; proteasome-mediated ubiquitin-dependent protein catabolic process; negative regulation of translation
Molecular function (GO): ubiquitin protein ligase activity; protein binding; translation repressor activity
Source: RefSeq, a predicted model, not a curated record
AGUCGGUUCCUACAUUUCCAAUCGAAUUCUACGAGGCGCGUUGCAAAAAUCUUGCAGCGCUUUAAUUUAAAUACAAAUUUAAAAUUAUAGUAAUACCAAAAAUUCGAUCAAAUAUUAAAAAUAGUACCUACUACAUGUACAUAUGUAUACAUGCAACAAAAUAAAAAGAAGAAACAGUAGUUAAGUGUAUAAAACAAAAUAUCUUUAACAAAAUUAACGCAAAGCGGAACAUUGAAUUAAAUUAACGAACGUGCAUCAAACGUUAACGUUUCCGACAAGUCGAGUUCAAACCAAUUGCAUUUUAUGAUUGCCCUGAGUGCCACUUUAACACAGCAGCAACAGCAGCAGCGGCAACGACAACAACACCAGCGGCAACUACGUGAAACAGUUUCCGUUAUCUAUUGUGAGCCAUGGAACAAUUCGAACAGUUGUUGACGUGCUGCGUAUGCCUGGACAGGUAUCGCAUACCGAAACUGCUGCCAUGCCAGCACUCCUUCUGUAUGGAGCCAUGCAUGGAGGGAUUGGUCGACUAUGUGCGACGUCAGGUCAAAUGCCCCGAGUGCCGUGCCGAACAUCGUAUACCCUACAAUGGCGUCCAGGCAUUUCCCACGAAUGUUACGCUGCAGCGUUUUCUGGAACUCCACAUCGAAAUUACCGGCGAGUUGCCGGAUCCCACUUCAGGUCAAAUCAUGGAACGCUGCGGAGUUUGUUCCGAGAAGGCAUACCUGUCCCACUGUGCGCACUGCGAGAAGAAGAUCUGCGAGGACUGCAAGAGCGCCCACAUGGACAUCCUUCGGCGCGAGAUUACCCGCUUCAACUCACAGAUUCGACGCAGUUUGCAUCGAUUGCAGGACUCGCUGGCCAUCAUUGAGAAGAACACGACGAGCCUGCAAACGAACGCUAUAAGCGUGACGGAUGAGAUUGAUGAGAUCUAUCGACGCAUUACGAAGGCUAUCAAGGAUAGAUCGGAUGGGCUGAAAGGCGAAAUUGAUCGCUAUUUGGCCGUGGAGCUGCGCAACCUGACAACGCUCAAGGAAAAUCUGGACUUGGAGAUAGCGAACAUCGGUAGCAACUGCGACAUUGUGGACAAGUACAUGAACGAGACCGUCGAAUGGGAUGACUGCGAACUCAUGGACACCAAGGAGAUCUUUAUGAAGACCGUCGAGUUUCUGCGCCACUUUGAAUACGAGAAUAAUGAUUACAGUCGCCGUGUGCGCUUCCUCGUCUCCAUUGAUCCCAAUCAGCUGGUCAUGAAUUUAGCCACCUUCGGUGAUCUGAACAUUGCCCCCCACUCGACACCCGGCAGUUCAGUGAGCAGCUCACAUCUGGCGCCACCCAGCGCCCUGCAGCCCGGCCUGAUGCGCUCCAAGAGCGAUCAUCGACUGGCCACACAAUUCCGCCAGCAGGAGGAGCGCAGCGGCUACAACGAUGAACCCGUCCUCGGUGGCCGAAAGUUCGGCGAACGUCCGCAACGCACUAACAACAACAGCGAUCGCUAUGGUGACAAUCGAUAUGGACGCUCCGAGUACGAUUACGACAACGACUAUGAGAACGAGCCGGCGAGUCGUGCUGGAAAAUCGUCACGUUUCCGUUCGCGAUUCGUGCGCUCCCAUCAGAACGAGGACUCGGACAGUGAGCAGCAGCAGCAGCAGCGCCAGCAGGAGAUCGAUAAGCGCAAAGAUCGCGUCCUCGAUAGCGAGGACGUCUCUCGGGGACAGCUAAGUGGCAUCAUACGACUGAGCGACUGUUCUCGCGUCGUCCAACGUCUGGCGGACAUUGGCAAGGAGAAGAAGGAGAAGAAAUCGGAUGCUGCCGUUGCGGCUCAGGCGGCCGUCCAGGCAGCUAUCCAGACUCAAAAGGCGGCCAUGCAGCGACAGCAGCAGAAGAGCCAACAGACUGCAGCAGCAGCAGCUGACGAGGAUGAGUUGGCGCGUCAGAAGCGUAAGAGUGGUGCAGCAAGCUCAACGGCAGCCCCCAGCGGUGAGUCGAGCAGCGAACAGCGUCCCGGAGCGGAUCGUGUGGCGGCACUGAAACGUGGCGGCCAAGGAGCCAGUACAGAGGAGAGCGAUGGCAGCAGCAGCAAUCAAGCGACAACAGCAUCAUCUUCAGUGCGUACAGCAACAACGGCGACAGCACGAGCCGAGUCCAAACCGGCAGUGUCCGCCCAGGUGGCCGCUGUGAAGAAGACACAGCGCUCCGGCAGCAGCGAUAGCAGUGCCUCCACCGAAAGCUCAGCCAGCUCAGCAGCCGCAGCAGCAGCAAGCUCUGCCCAAGCAACACCAAGCAGCAGUAGCAAUGCACAGCCGAAGGCUGCGACCACAGCGCGUUACUCUACGGCGCGGGAAUCCUCGACAGCAGUACCGACUGCAACGCCCGAGAAGAAACCGUUCGUGAGCCGCUUUCUGCCCCAGCACAGCAAUCCGAGCAGUGCCAAUGGCGCCGCUGAGAAGAAGAAGCCUGAGUCAGAGUCGAGCAGCGAGGAGGAGACCAGCUCUGAGUCUGAGUCCGAAUCGGAGCCGGAGACGAAGCCCAAAACAAUUGCGACAAGCAGCAGCAUCGCUGCCAAAUCGAUGCCCAGCAGCGCAGCCAGCUCCACAACGGCGGCCACCACGAGCGGCAGCAGCUCCUAUCGGGAUCGAUUGGAGGCGCGUCGCGCUUCUAGGGAUGAUACCGCUGCCACAACACGCAGCACCUAUGCCACGCCCAACUCUAGCAGCAGCGGCUACAGCAGCUCCACACGCACCCGAGCAGUACCCGCUCCGCAUCAUCUGUCCGAGACUGAGGAUCGCUAUGGCAGCGGCACCGGCAGCAGCAGCUACACAAGCCGCUUUCUAAACAAAAGCAAGAGCAGCGCAAUUGUAACGCAACCCUCGCUAUCCACGCCCACUGCAUCCUUCGAUGAGGACGCCAACGGAACCGGCGACGACUCGGACAGCCGCUACGGCACCGGCCGUUCCCGCUAUCUGGCGAUGAAGGAGCGGCGCACCCGACUGGCUCGCAGCCGCUCCUCGCAUCAGUUUAACAACGAGGAUGACGAUCUGGAUGAGCCCGUGUCACCGACAACAGUCUCGCCAUCCGCUUACUUGGCCUCAAGGUACAGUGGCUAUGGCAGCAGCGACCUGUCGAGGAGUCGAUCCUCACAUGCGCUGAAGUCGCGCGACAAUUCGCCAAUUGCGGAUCGCAGUGCAGGAUCGUCGCGGAGCGCUGUGGGCAGCUCGACGGAUACCAAGGAUGGGGAGGCGCUCAGCUCGUGGGCGCGUUAUUUGAAGAACAAGUAUGGGAACAAGAGCUCUAAGGAUGCGCUCAGCAGCAGCAGCGUUGGCAGCGCACGCGACAGCCACGUCUCCAGUUCGACGGGGGCGUCGUCGCAUGCGCACGGCGCUACUGGCAGCCGGAGCACGGCCAGCGAUGUAUCCAGACGCUUGAGUCUGGGUCUGCCGCUGCGCCAGGCGAAUGAGCUGCCCUCGUCCGAUGAUGACGGGUCAAAAAACGGGCUAGGCUCCCCUACGUCCCCUACGGUAGCAGCAGCAGCCGGUAUAACCGGAGUGGCAGGUACUAUCCCUAAACAGGUGUACCUACGCAAGCGCCAGCAGCUGUUCCAGUUGGGGGGCCGGGGGAGCGAGCCCGGAUCCUUUACGUGGCCGCGCGGCUUAGCCGUCGGCCCGGACAAUAGCAUCGUCGUCGCCGACUCAAGCAAUCAUCGCGUCCAGGUCUUCGACUCCAAUGGCAUAUUCGUCAAGGAAUUCGGCGAAUAUGGCAACGGCGAGGGCGAAUUCGAUUGCCUCGCCGGCGUGGCGGUAAAUCGCAUUGGCCAAUACAUCAUAGCCGAUAGAUAUAAUCAUCGCAUACAAGUGCUCGAUCCACAAGGACGCUUCCUACGUGCCUUCGGUUCGCAGGGCAUCGCGGAUGGCAAAUUCAAUUAUCCUUGGGGCGUAACAACCGAUGCACUCGGCUUCAUUUACGUUUGCGAUAAGGAGAACCACAGAGUGCAGGUUUUCCAAUCCGAUGGUUCCUUCGUUGGUAAAUUCGGUUCCUGCGGCCGUGGCGAGGGUCAACUUGAGCAUCCGCAUUAUAUAGCUGUAUCGAAUACGAAUCGUGUUAUUGUUUCCGAUUCGAAUAACCACAGAAUUCAGAUAUUUGAUGUAAAUGGCAAGGUGCUGUCCACAGUGGGCGGCGAGGGCUCCGACGAUGGCCAAUUUAAGUUUCCACGGGGCGUUGCAGUGGAUGAUCAGGGCUAUAUAUUUGUGGCCGAUUCUGGCAAUAACCGCAUACAGAUCUUCAAUCCGGAUGGCAGUUUUCUGAAGACCUUCGGCUCUUGGGGCUCCGGUGACUCGGAGUUCAAAGGACUCGAGGGUGUGGCCAUCAUGUCCAAUGGCAACAUUUUGGUUUGCGAUCGUGAGAAUCAUCGUGUGCAGGUGUUCUAAGCUACGCCCACCACUUCUAGUACUACUACUACGCCCACGUUCGCUAGGCCGCCAAAGCGAAACCCAGUGCAUUACUUGGAUUACUAUUUUGAUGAUUCAAACUUUUCAUUUUAAAACAUUUUGAUUUUUAGUUUUCGUUUAAGAAAUUAAUUUUACAUUGAGUGCCGAAUUUAAUGUCCAGAUUUCUAGGCCUAGAAAUUUGCCAAUCACUUAAGUAGCUAACUCAAACAGCAAAAAAAUUAUAUAAAAAAAUCGAAAAACUUGUUAUUAAAAAAAAAGAAGAAAUAUACUAAAUAAAAAAAAAUUAAGCGAAAACUCGUGAGAGUUGGAGUGAAAAAGAUUCUGGCUCAAUCA